AACCAGCUGSAAAAUCAAAAAAUAAAAUCUAUGGCUAAAUUGUGUCCGAACUGGCCAGUGCCCUCUACUACAUGUAGUUAAAAAUGGAAGCUUCAUCUGGCUAUUAAAUAAGACUGAGUGAUAUUAUCAAUCCUGCAUGUCUAUGCACGAUCAAACAAAAGUAAAAUGUAAGGCUAACAUAAGGGCAUGACUAAAACUUACAGAUCAAACCAUGCCAUGCAACCAAACUCUGGGCUUGGAUCUAUACCUAAGCAGGGGCACUGCUAACUCAAACUUGGAAUGUUUAAAGCUAAAAAGAAAAAGUGUAGAAAAUGUGGAACUAGUGAAUGUAAACUGGCUAACAGCAUGCAACACCAAGGGAAAGCCUGUCACCAUUACAGAAAGUUACAGAAUCAAAUAUUCAAAUCCAAAAGAAGAAUAUAAACCCUCAGAUCAACAGCCAUCAAGUAAUAAGGAUGUGAAGUAUAUUUGCCAGAGACCUGCCCCUCUGAAUCAUCCAAAUAAGAUAUUCACAGAUGCUUUAGAAGUCCUUGAACGUCAUGCAAUUUAUAAAGACAGCAGUCAGAGGGAUAUCCGUGCCUUAGCAUUCCGAAGAGCAGCUUGUAGUUUGAAAUCUUUACCAAAAAAGGUGGAAAAGAUGGUCGAGGUAGCAAAGCUUAGUCACUUAGGAAAUCACAGCCGAAAAGUUAUUCAGGAAAUACUUGAGAAAGGCGUUUGUGAUGAGGUGGAAGAAAUACGAAAAAGUGACUUUUUUCAUGCAAUGGAGAAUUUCUCUCCUGUAUAUGGGUGUGGUCCAGCCACUGGUCGUAAAUGGUUUGAACAAGGUUACAGAUCAAUCGAAGAUGUUAGACAAGCCUUAAAAGACAAGACGCUGAAAGUCACUAACCAACAGCUUGUAGGUAUUCGAUUUUACGAGAGUGUGGUCAAUGGUGUUUCCAGAUCAGAAGCAGAUGCCAUAACACAAUUAGUAACGACUCAACUGGAUGACUUGGAGCCAGGGUGUACAAUUCAACUUGUCGGUGGAUACAGAAGAGGAAAGACUUCAGGUCAUGAUGUUGACCUUCUAAUCACACAUCCAGAUGAUAACAAAAUCUCACAUUUGUUAGUGAAACUGGUCGAUAGACUAGAACACCUGGGUCACAUUGUCCAUAAAGAUAUCUCUGUUGGUAAAACUCCCAUUCACAGGACAGAUGACAAAAAGAAAACUGUUGGAGGUGUAAUGGACCAGCAUGAUCAUUGUUUUUGUAUGUUCAAAAUGGACACUAGUGAUGAAAAGAAAGAGGUUACACCUGACCUGGUCAGGCGUGUGGACCUUAUUGUUGCACCUAUGUCACAGUACCCCUGGACUCUCCUGGGUUGGACAGGAUCUAAGCAAUUUAACAGAUCUCUAAGACUGUAUGCAACGAAAGAACUCAAUAUUGCAGUCUCAAAUCAUGGAGCCUGGGAUAGAAGCAAAACGCCUCCACAGUCAAUUGAAGCUACCAAUGAGAGAGAUAUCUUUGCAGCCUUGAAUCUCACAUACAGAGAACCAGAGGAAAGAAACUGUUAGAUAAUGUAUGCACCUUACUAUUAAGUCACUUAUUUACAAGAAUAAGCUUUUAUUUCAUGAAAAUAUAUAUUAGCAUUAUAGUGAUAAGCUGAAAAUAAGGCAGAAUGCUACAACACGUUUUUUUAAUUCACAACAUUUCAAAAAUUAAAUAUUUGAAAACUGAUAUUAUUAAUUAUUUAUACUAAUAAUUAAUGAUGAAAGUUAAUUUGUAAAUACACUGUAGUAUAUUUAUUAAUGAAUGGCUUUGUAGAGUGCACUUACUAAAACGGUGAACAUUAAAUAGUACUAAUUAGUACUAUUUCAUACAGAAUCCUUUGUUUCCUAUUGUUUAAUUAUCACUAUGUAGUGCUAAAAAUUAGUAUUUGUUUCACAGAUUUAGUGUGAGCACUCUACAUCGUAAUCAUGAAGAUGUUCUAGCAGCCAUGUUAGAUGAUUCUUAAUCAAACCAGCAAAGCUUGUAUAGGAAAUGUCAUGAUCUGGAGUACAAUUUGAAAGUUUUUAAAAUUGGACUAGCCUUUAUUAUAUUAGGAGAGUCCAAUCUGGGUACUUUCAAAACAUCACAAAUAUCUAUAAAUUUUGGAUUGUAUGAGAAGAUUGUGCAGUUUUUCGUUUAUAAUACACUCAACAAAAUAUUAUUUAAUACAUUAUUUAAUUGUAUUUGUAUUUGAAAAGACAUCAGACUAUGAUUGAUAUUUAGCUGUAGUACUAAACAUUUAUGGGAUACCAAAUUUAAAUAACAAAAAAUGUUGAUAAGACUAAUAUUAGAAGAUUUUCAGUAAUUCCAUCGUCAUUAUCAGUCUAACAACAUUCUUGUAAGCAUUUUCCAUCUAAUUUAAUAUAAUAAAUUAAUUAUAAAUUAUAACCUUGCAAUCCAGUAAUCUUUUUAGUACAAGAACAUAGUCUCUUCUUGCCUUUUCUUUUAUGCAUGGUCAUUUUAUGUUUUAGUAAGUACUAAGAAUAUCACGGAACUGUGGAAUAGACCCCUUUCGAAUUCCAAAUUUACCGCUGUGUUUCUUGAUUACAGACUCAUUUGCACAGGGUUAGCCUCGAGUUUGUGCAGAAUAUUCACGUGUUCCAGUCAAGGUCCA
This is a messenger RNA of Actinia tenebrosa (Australian red waratah sea anemone), 2637 nucleotides long. Its product is annotated as DNA-directed DNA/RNA polymerase mu. Gene Ontology annotation, biological process: double-strand break repair via nonhomologous end joining. Lineage: Eukaryota; Metazoa; Cnidaria; Anthozoa; Actiniaria; Actiniidae. Gene Ontology annotation, molecular function: DNA binding; DNA-directed DNA polymerase activity. The record is from RefSeq and is a predicted model, not a curated record. Gene Ontology annotation, cellular component: nucleus.